Messenger RNA from Aaosphaeria arxii CBS 175.79, 1608 nucleotides. RefSeq lists its product as uncharacterized. The record is from RefSeq and is a predicted model, not a curated record. The transcript is spliced from 4 exons. NCBI's taxonomy places the organism in Eukaryota, Fungi, Ascomycota, Dothideomycetes, Pleosporales. The coding region runs from base 1 to 1608 and encodes 535 amino acids.
AUGGAGUGGCCUUUGAAAGAAGAUGAUACGAUCAAGAAGGCCGAAAGCCUACAUCGAUAUCUGACCAUUUUCCAACUAUCAUUGACGGCGGAGGGAAUAUCACUACUUUCGAAAAGUGGCACCGAAGUUCGAAAGAAACUAGACUCGCUCGAUAAGUCGACUCUCUCGCUUUGCGCCAACGUUGAAGAAGUCAAACAGGCCGUUGCGUCUGUAGACUCCCACGUACAACAGAUCCACCACGAACAGAAAUACGCGCAAUUCCUCGACUGGCUGCCAACUCUCAACUACCAAGAAAAGCAUCUGGACAUUGGACCGAGGCGCCUCGAGGGGUCCGGCGAAUGGCUGCUGAAUGGUCAUGCCUUUCGCUCCUGGUAUGAAGAUGAAUCAUCAAAUAACCAUCUGCAAGGCAUAUGUGAGGCAACCGAAGAUAAACUCGCAUAUCUGUAUGUCGACUACAAAAAGCAUGCAGAGGAAAAUGCAGUGCUCAUCGUAUCUUGUUUGCUCAAGCAGAUCCUGUCCCAAUAUCCUUCUAGUCCAAAGUCAGCAAUGAAGCUAUUCGAAAGAUUUCAGCAGAAUACGGGUUUACCGCAAUGGUCAAAGAUUCGAUCCACUUUGAUCGAAACAUGCUCCGACAACGGGAACGGAAAACACUUCAUCGUAAUUGACGCUCUCGACGAAUACAAUAAGGGCGAAGAUCGGGGCGAGUUGUUGAAACUCAUACAGGAGCUAAGAAAGGCAAAAUGGAAGUCGGGGCUAGUGAGCCGGAUCAUCGAAGGCAAAAUCCAUGAGGCGACUCGACUGCGAGCGAUCAUGAAGAAGAAGAAGCUCAGAGAUGAGAUUACUAACACAAUUGUUACGAAAGCCCAGGGCAUAUUUCUCCUUGCGUCUCUGCAAAUCGAUUAUGUUCUCGGCCAAACCACCGGUAAUGAAGUACGAAAAGCGCUGAAAUGCUUGCCUUCUGGACUGUGGGCCAACUUCCAACUCACUAUGGAUCGUAUUCAGGCGCUACCCCAUCAAUCGCAACGAGAUCUGGCGUUGAGAACCAUUCUUUGGAUAUCUCAUAGUUUGCGGGACCUUUCUGUCAAAGAGCUUCAGGACGCGGUCGCCAUUAGCCCCGGCGCUAAAUAUAUCGAUGAAGAUGAUGUCGCACCCGAAGCACUUCUUGUCGAGUAUUGCUGCGGCCUCGUAACGGUCGACACCAGGACAAAAACAAUUCGUCUGGCACAUUACCCCAUUUACGAGUAUUUUCAACACCAGGAACAAUCAAAGCUAUUUGGAUUCCCCCACUUGGUCAUUGCGAAGGCCUGCUUGAGCUACUUGGAGAUGGAAGUCUGCCGACUGUGGUGGGUUGUGACGGAAUACCACCCUCCUCAUAGAGAAUAUUCUCUGCUCGACUAUGCCGCACAGUACUGGGGUGACCAUGCCAACAUGUGUGAGGCAGGUGACGUCAAACUGUAUGUAAAACAAUUCCUUCAAUAUACCAACGCUGUAUCAUCGUGGGCUCUUCAUGGCUGGUGCAACCAAACUCGACUCCCACACUUCCGCGUAGCCAGAGGAUUGGCGGACAAGCAGCAGGCCACCAGACGUCCUCUGGCCCCCUGGUGGUGA